AUGCCUCGCACUUCUGAAGAACACCCAACCCUUUCACGAAAUGACCCACAAGCGAUGUCUUCCGAUUUCCUCUACGAAGUCAAUGAGCGCCUUAUCGAAUGGCUAAAGCAAGACGCAACAAACUAUGACAAAGAACCGUCUGAAUAUGUAACGUUCUAUGAAGAAGAAGAAGAACCGGAACAUAAGUCAUAUAACCGUUUUGGACGAAUGGCUCGUCGCCUGAAGAAGUGGUUCACGGACCAUUACCAUCACGAGGUCUAA
Messenger RNA from Fusarium tjaetaba, 261 nucleotides. RefSeq lists its product as uncharacterized. The record is from RefSeq and is a predicted model, not a curated record. The transcript has a single exon. Bases 1 to 261 code for a protein of 86 amino acids. Lineage: Eukaryota; Fungi; Ascomycota; Sordariomycetes; Hypocreales; Nectriaceae.